AUGCCGAAGCCAGUGCCAGUAGAGGAUCUGGUGAUCCCGCCUCAGGACGCCAAGAUCUGCGGGACUAUAUGUAUCUGUCAGAUGACGGCGGUUCUGUCAUCCGUGGCUCUGGUAUACCUAACGGUCGCGAUCUACAUGCCGUUCACAAGAGCCUAUCAAUCUGGCAUCAGUGAGGUGCCGAUGAUGUGCACAACGAUCCGCGCAGUGAACGCGGACAACUGCGACUGGGGCAGCUGCGGAGAGUGGUGCCUUUCGAAAACUUCCGGUCCAUGUGUUCAGAUCCACGUGAACCUCCGCAGAAACGGGUCCACGAUCCUCCUCGCGAACUGUACGAACACCACAAACAAGACUUGUUACGGUAUCGAUCAGGAGAACGCGAAGAAAUCGAAAUGCAUCGCGGACGAGUGCCGUAACCUAACCGGCACGUUCAACUGUUCGUCCGGGGUGUGCAUAAAUAUUACCGACGCGUUCGAGUGUAUAUUCCACGACACCGAUCCACCGAUGAAGUGUUCCGGUAGACGCGGCAAGAUCACUUGCAUAGAUAUAGACGGUCUGUUCAAUUGCAACCGUGGGACCUGCGAGCGUAUACGGACCCCGUACAAUUGCGACCGUAGAUGCGUCGAUAUCCCAACGAGAAACAAGAAUAUGAUACUGCUCAGCGGAGACAAGGUAUAUCUCAGCCAAUGCGAAAGGGCUAUAGACGUGCUGAGUAAUCGUGAGAUCUGGCACGAGGAUCGUGGCGACGUCAUGAUGGCGUCCUGUUAUGGGAUAUUCAAUUCGACUCUGGGUGUCGAGGCUGUGGAUUGUAUCAACGGUUCCGUCCUGGAGAAGGACCUUCUCACAGAUCUGACCAACUUCACCUAUCUAUCCUAUCUUAAUCUAUAUGCUACCAAACCCCUGGAUGAGUCCAGAAUGGUCGCGCCACCGGAACAGGAUCUGAUCAUCGCGAAUGAGAGCCGUUUGCUGAUCAAUCUCGAGGGUUGCGUCAAUACCCUUCGUGACGAGUGCAGGGACUUCCUUCACGAGUACGGGAAGGACGGUUCCGAUCACAACGCUAGAGCCAGAUUUCCGUGUUACUUCGCGGAGGGUAACACCGGGGUGGUGGUAUCCCGGUUCAAUCUGGAGAACACCUAUUAUCAGUUCCUGAUCGCGUUAUUGGUGCCCAGCAUUCUGUUCGUGGUUAGCUGUGUGACGUUGAUCUUUUGUCAAAAGACCGUGGUGGUCGGGGACGACGCGAAGAUGCGAUUCAAGGGCUCGCCCGGCGCGCUCGCGUCGAUGGAAAAGAGCGCUUCGGGUAACCUGGGGGAUGCUGGCGGAGGAAACUCUGCUAUGGCGCUCUGAGAUCCGUCACGCAUUCCCCUCCUGGAGGAGAGUCCGGCUCGUCAGUCGAUAUUCUCCCUGCGCGGGCAUUAUUAAGGUGUGGGGAGGGGGGGAACGCGUGGUUAAAAUUCUCAUCUUGCAAAAACCAAAAAACUAAACACACAAACAUUUCUGCAAAAGCAUCGAUAAACUAAAAAGAAGCAAAAACCGGAGAGCAAGCGGUCAAGAACGAGACGUACCGAGCGAAAGAAUUUUUCCUACUUGCACUGCCUGGCACAAACACAUAC
This is a messenger RNA of Dufourea novaeangliae, 1607 nucleotides long. RefSeq lists its product as uncharacterized. The record is from RefSeq and is a predicted model, not a curated record. Gene Ontology annotation, molecular function: sodium channel regulator activity. Gene Ontology annotation, biological process: regulation of sodium ion transport. NCBI's taxonomy places the organism in Eukaryota, Metazoa, Arthropoda, Insecta, Hymenoptera, Halictidae. The transcript has 2 exons. Bases 1 to 1341 code for a protein of 446 amino acids.